AUGGGCAACGCAAAACAAAAUAAGCAAUCGCAAAAAAAUGGCGACUCUGCUAAAGCCAAGCGCGACAGGAGGCAAAAGCGCGAGGAGUACCGCGCGGCUAUGAAGCAAGAGGGCGUCGCCGAGCUGCCAAGGAAAAAGUUCUACCGCCAGAGGGCGCAUGCAAAUCCGUUUUCGGAUCACAGAUUAGUAUACCCUCCACACCCUGAUAUGAUGGACUGGAGCGUGCUGUACCCGGAUUAUGCUGUUGACGAGCCGAAGGAAGACACUCCAGCUCCGGCUCAAGAAUCUUCAGAGCAAAGUGUCCAAGAAGGCCAACAAGAGACAUCUCCAGAGAGCCAAUCCCAAAGCAUCGUAUCAUUGAACCCGCGUAAACUCUCCAAACAGGUCGAGGUCGCUGACAUAGGCUGCGGCUUCGGCGGUCUCCUCGUCGCCCUCGCUCCGCUAAUGCCCGACACCUUAAUCCUGGGCCUCGAAAUUCGUGUCUCAGUCACCCAGUUCGUCGAAGACCGCAUCAAGGCCCUCCGCCUCAAGCACAAAGACACCCAAGCUUACCGCAACGUGGGUGUGCUCCGCGCCAACACCAUGAAGUUCCUGCCCAACUUCUUCCACAAGGGCCAGCUGACCAAGAUCUUCAUCUGCUUUCCCGACCCGCACUUUAAAGCGCGGAAGCAUAAGCAGAGGAUUGUAUCCACGACUCUGAAUUCGGAGUAUGCGUAUGUCAUGCGGCCGGGUGGAGUUGUGUAUACGAUUACGGAUGUGCUGGAUCUGCAUGAGUGGAUGGUGCAGCAUUUUACGGCGCAUCCUUCGUUUGAGAGGGUUAGUGAAGAAGAAGUGGAGAAUGAUCCGUGUGUCGGGGUGAUGAAGACUGAGACGGAGGAGGGAAAGAAGGUGGAGAGGAAUAAGGGGAACAAGUAUGUCGCGUUGUUUAGGAGGUUGCCUGAUCCUGAAUGGUAG
Messenger RNA from Thermochaetoides thermophila DSM 1495, 954 nucleotides. RefSeq names its product tRNA (guanine-N(7)-)-methyltransferase-like protein. Gene Ontology annotation, cellular component: tRNA methyltransferase complex. The transcript has 2 exons. Gene Ontology annotation, biological process: RNA (guanine-N7)-methylation; tRNA methylation. The record is from RefSeq and is a predicted model, not a curated record. Gene Ontology annotation, molecular function: tRNA (guanine(46)-N7)-methyltransferase activity. Bases 1 to 954 code for a protein of 317 amino acids. NCBI's taxonomy places the organism in Eukaryota, Fungi, Ascomycota, Sordariomycetes, Sordariales, Chaetomiaceae.